AUGGAAAGAGGUAGUACUACUGCCAUGGUUUCAGCAGUUCAUGCUUCGGCUGCUACAUUAAUAUCUAAGGAUCUGUUUGUCAAAGCUCCAAAACUACAAGAUGAUCAUCAUAUUCAUGAUCAUCACGAUCAAGCUCUACUACUCCUUACUAAUGGCGGCGGACGGAUCAAGAUCGUCGAUUCGGCUCAUCUAAAUGGAAAACAAGCUAAUGAUGAUCAUGAUCAUGAUCUUACUAUCACUCAUGUUCCAAACAUUUCCGGAUGGUUCGCCGAGGAUUGUCCAAUAUUAUGGCCAGGCCAAGCACACUUUUUAAAGAUAGAAAAAAUCUUAUAUGAAGGGAAAUCCGAGUACCAAAGUAUGAUGGUAUUUCAGUCAUCAACAUAUGGAAAGGUGUUUGUUCUGGAUGGAGCACUUCAACUGACAGAGAAGGAUGAGUGUGCUUACCAAGAAAUGAUGACCCACCUGCCUCUUUGCUCCAUUCCAAAUCCAAAGAAGGUGUUACUAAUUGGAGGAGGAGAUGGUGGGAUCUUAAGGGAAGUCUCGCGCCACUCUUCUGUUGAACAGAUUGAUAUUUGCGAAAUAGACACAAUGCUGAUUGAUGUUUAUAAAGAAUUUUUCCCAGAUGUCGCUGUUGGAUAUGAGGACCCUCGAGUAGCACUUCAUGUCAAAGAUGGGACUCUAUUUUUGAAGUCUGUUUCAGAAGGAACCUAUGACGCAAUAAUAGUGGAUGCAUUCGACCCAAUAAGGUGUGAUCAUGAGCUUCACGAGACUCCCUUCCUUGAUUUGGUGGCAAAGGCUCUACGACCUGGAGGGGUGCUGUGUAUCCAAGCAGAAAGCUUAUGGUUUAAGUCACUAGACAUUGACCAACUCUUGUCCAAAUAUCGCCAAAUAUUCAAAGGUUCUGCAGCCUAUGCAUGGACAAUUGUUCCCACUUAUCCAAGUGGGGUGAUUGGUUUCUUGCUUUGCUCCAAGGAAGGACCCCAUGUCGAUUUCAAGAAUCCAAUUAAUCCGAUAGACCAUAAUGGUAGUUAUGGCGUAGCACCGGCUCCUUUGAAAUUUUACAACGCGGAGGUACAUUCGGCUUCAUUUUGCUUGCCAUCUUUUCUAAGGAAAGUGAAUAUAUAA
Messenger RNA from Morus notabilis, 1125 nucleotides. Its product is annotated as spermidine synthase 1. The record is from RefSeq and is a predicted model, not a curated record. NCBI's taxonomy places the organism in Eukaryota, Viridiplantae, Streptophyta, Magnoliopsida, Rosales, Moraceae. Bases 1 to 1125 code for a protein of 374 amino acids. Gene Ontology annotation, biological process: spermidine biosynthetic process. The transcript has 9 exons. Gene Ontology annotation, cellular component: cytosol. Gene Ontology annotation, molecular function: spermidine synthase activity.